GGUCCUGAUGGUCUGCUUGGGCGCAGCCUCCACUGGGAAUGUACUCGUAUGGCCGGCAGACCACAGCCACUGGAUCAACCUGAAAGUGAUCAUGAAAGAGCUCACAGCCAGGGGCCACCACAUAACUGUGCUGUGGCCUUCGUUCUUCCACAAAACCGACUCCAGCCGACUUCCCUCUUUCCACCUGGAAGAGGUCACGGUUCCAUUCCCCACAGCAGAGAUGGAUGCUUUGCUGAGGGAGUUCUUAUACUUGUCAAUGUAUGAGAAGCCUGAAAUUUCUCUAUGGGAGUUUUCCUUCAGGUUUUAUCACUUGAUUAUGGACCUGUUCUCCAGGAACAAAAUCCUCUGUGACAUGGUCGUUUUGAAUGAAGAGCGAAUGAAGAAGCUGCAGCUGGCCGGCUUCGACCUUCUCAUUGCAGACCCACUCAUGCCUUGCGGCGAACUGGUGGCCGAGAAGCUUCAGAUUCCAUUCGUGUAUUCCUUCCGAUUUUCUGCAGGAAAUACGCUGGAGCGUCUCUGUGGGGCCCUUCCAGCCCCUCCGUCGUAUGUGCCAGCAAGCACCUCUGAGCUAACAGACAGGAUGUCCUACACAGAGAGGAUGAAAAACCUGCUCUUUUAUAGCUUACAUGACUUCAUUUUCCAUCAAUUUAUCUUGAGAGAUUGGAACCAGUAUUACAGUGAUGUCUUAGGGAGGCCCACGACACUGUGUGAAACAAUGGGGAAAGCUGAGAUGUGGCUGAUCCGAACCUACUGGGACUUUGAAUUCCCUCGGCCUUUCCUCCCCAACUUUGAAUUUGUCGGUGGUCUGCACUGCCAGCCAGCCAAGCCUUUGCCUGAGGAAAUGGAAGAAUUUGUCCAGAGCUCAGGGGAUCAUGGCAUUGUGGUCUUCUCUCUUGGGUCAAUGGUUCAGAAUUUAACAGAUGAAAAGAGUAACAUGGUUGCCUUGGCACUCAGCCAAAUUCCACAAAAGGUCGUUUGGCGGUACAAAGGGAAAAGGCCAGACACACUGGGAUCGAACACCAGGCUUUAUGACUGGAUACCACAAAAUGACCUGCUCGGACACCCCAAGACCAAAGCCUUUAUAACACAUGGUGGAACAAAUGGGAUCUAUGAAGCUAUUUACCAUGGGAUUCCCAUGGUUGGUAUCCCCCUGUUUGCUGACCAACCUGAUAACAUUGCCCAUAUGAGAGCAAAGGGAAUGGCUGUGGAGCUGAACUUCCAUACAAUGACAGCUCAAGAUUUGGUGGAGGCUGUGAACGCUGUCAUUCACAAUUCUAUGUACAAAGAAAAUGCAGUCAGGCUGUCUCAAAUUCACCAUGACCAACCCGUAAAGCCCCUGGACCGAGCUGUCUUUUGGAUUGAGUUUGUCAUGCGCCACAAAAACGCCAAGCACUUGAGACCAGCUGCCCAUCACUUGACCUGGUACCAGUAUCACUGCCUGGAUAUCUUGGCAUUCUUGACUGUUUGCACUGCAGUGUUCAUCUUCAGUGCUGUGAAAUGUUGCAUGUUUUGUUGCCGGAAAUGUGGUAGGGUGAUUAAGAAAAGAAAGACAGAGUAAUUGGCAGAGGGGUUCAA
Molecule: messenger RNA, 1575 nt
Organism: Gekko japonicus
Lineage: Eukaryota; Metazoa; Chordata; Lepidosauria; Squamata; Gekkonidae
Product: UDP-glucuronosyltransferase 2A2-like
Exons: 6
Coding region: 8-1558 (516 amino acids)
Molecular function (GO): UDP-glycosyltransferase activity
Source: RefSeq, a predicted model, not a curated record